GCCUCACUACUACUAAAAGUGAAAAUGCAGGAAACUAACACACAACCUGUAGAAAAGAGCGCACAAGUGACUCAUAAAACACAAAAGUCCCUCCAUGAUGUAAUAGUACAGAAAUUUGGAAGUGCAUCCAACCCAGGGAACCCAUUUUUAGCAACGAUUUUUCUUUGUGGUGAAAAAAAUGAGGAAGAAUCAAUUUCCACAGCGCUAAAAACUCUCUUGGAUGAAUCCUUCAUGAAGGCUGAUGCGGUUAAUCCUUUUAUAAAGGAUUCUGAAUCUUCUCACGCGGCCGGGCUUGUCAUCGACUACGGAAAGUAUAUUAUUCAAUUAAUACAGGGUCCUGACCACAACAUUUAUUCGUAUUUAACUAACUUGAGAUCGGCGAAAAAUCUGACAAGUAAAAAUUUUGUUCUUUUUUUCGAUGAUGACACUACCAAGAUAGGAGUAAAAGACUGGGUGCAGAUAGAUAAAGUACCUCCCAGGGCACUAGAAGAGGACCAUGUUCUAGAAAAAUCAGACGAGGAAAUUUCUGAUUCCGUCUUAACUGAUUUCUUUAAUUUAUUAGAGUUAGGUGCCAAAUGUAUCGAACAAGGUGCAAAUCAGAAAGCUAGUUUUUCUGAUAUUGCCAGAGUAAAUUUUCCAAAGCUGUAUCCAAGCAUAAAUUCACUUGAAAUGUACAAAAGGAGUAAUUUAUUUUUAACUUUAGGUGAGUUUGUAGAUAACUUAUGUGUAUUUCCACAAUUGACUCGAGAUUGUGAAAUAAAUCAUCCGCUAGAAAAUCCACUAAUGUACUGAUACCUGGUGAAUGUUUGCCUUAUUCUUGAUAUUCUCAAUGUACAGGUAUUUUUUAAAAUAAAAAAAAAUAA
This is a messenger RNA of Phytomonas sp. EM1, 863 nucleotides long. The record is from the annotation of a GenBank genome assembly. Lineage: Eukaryota; Euglenozoa; Kinetoplastea; Trypanosomatida; Trypanosomatidae.